AAAAGGUCUAUUACCAGACAUUUAAAUUUCAUAGCUCUGGGUACGACUGAGAUAAUUUGACUAGCUAGAGAAUUAAAUUGAUGCAUAUAUUUGCAGAUAAUCACUCCGAGUAUCGAAUAAAUGGCAGAUUCAAGCACAAAAGAGACUUCGAGAAUGGGAAUAAAUGCAAGGAAUCAAUUUGAGAAUGAUGGAGUUUUAAAACCCGGCGUAGUGGCAUUUGGAAUAGGUGCUCCGUCCUUUGCAAUGAUGGCGAAAUUAAAACCAUUGCUAGCUGAAGCAACCAAGCAACGACUUGAAAGUGAAGAAUAUAGUGAUAUGUUUCAGUAUGGUGCAUUAUGUGGAGAUUAUGUAUUUGUGCAAGAACUUGCAAAAUUUCUCUCUAAGAGAUAUCAAGAUCCUGUGGAUAGUAAUGAUAUAGUCUGUACAAGUGGUGCAACAAAUGGCCUCAUGAUGGUGACUCUAAUGAUGUUUCAACCUGGAGAUUAUGUUUUUGUUGAAGAUCCAACAUAUUUUAUUGCUAUAAAGAUGUUUCGUCAAGAUCUUGGCUUGAAUAUUCUUGGUGGUAUGCCAAUGAUUUUAAAGUUCCAACAGAUGAUGAUGGGGUGAAAAUAGAUGCUCUGGAACAGUUAAUUUUAGAGCACAUGGAUAAACUUGGGGAAACCAGCGAAGCACGACCAUAUCGUGCAAUGUUUUACACUGUUCCUGUUUUCAAUAACCCAACGUCAGUGAGUUUGCCACCAGGUUAGUCUAGGUAACAAAGGCCGAGAUAUUAUACAUUUUUCCUGCACUAAUACAUCUACUUGCACCUGGUUUCACCAUGCAAUUAGCUCAGUGUUAUGUUUUUAUAGCUUCUGUUAACGUCACAUAUUGUGUUUCCAAUGGUUUAAUGCGUUAGUGUAUUAUGUUCUGCUAUGUAGAGUUCAUACUGUCUGAGAAGGCCCUUUAAAUGGUUAUUAUACCCAUAUAGCAGUAAUUCUGUCAAUAUUUCCAUUUAGAGCGAUGUUCUGCACUGAUCAAAGUGCUAAGAAAAUACAACAUUCUAGCUGUGUGUGAUGAUGUUUACAAUAUAAUAAAUUUUGAAUCGA
This is a messenger RNA of Dendronephthya gigantea, 1085 nucleotides long. Its product is annotated as LL-diaminopimelate aminotransferase-like. NCBI's taxonomy places the organism in Eukaryota, Metazoa, Cnidaria, Anthozoa, Malacalcyonacea, Nephtheidae. Gene Ontology annotation, biological process: biosynthetic process. The transcript is spliced from 4 exons. The record is from RefSeq and is a predicted model, not a curated record. Bases 121 to 606 code for a protein of 161 amino acids. Gene Ontology annotation, molecular function: pyridoxal phosphate binding; L-2-aminoadipate:2-oxoglutarate transaminase activity.